AUAGAGCUGAGACGUAUAGAGCUAGAGCAGUAGUGUCGUCCCACGUGCGUUUCUCCCAUGUAGUGACUAAUCCGCCGACGCACCGUUUUCAUCGUAGUCGUCGUCGGCGGCACGACCGACCGACGUUCGAUCGAAGGGUGCGAGGAGAUUUUUAGUGCGCCAGCCUCAGUAACAUUCUGCGCCUGCUGCAUCCGAGUUGGCUCUGGUGCUGUGCGGUGAUCUGUUUUCGUUUGGGGCUGGGGUGUUUAUUUCGAAGCGCCGAAUUUAGUGCGAUCGAGGAAGUAGUGUGAUAGCAAGUGAAACAUAUAGUUUUCCACUGGCGGGCGAAACGAAGCGAAAGAAAGGUGAUGAAAGAAUCGAACCAGCAGCAGCAGUUCGACCAACAAGAGUAGUGCGAGCGUGAAAUGGAAGUGUAGUAAGCGUUCAGAAAGUUCAAAAAUCUCUCGAUCUUGACGCGGUGGCGGCGCGUCAAUAUUUGUUUUUCUUAGUGGUGCGGGUGCUGAAGCAAAGAAGAAUUAGCGCAAAGAUUGCGCGAGAUCGUUUCGACGCGCAGCGGCAGAAACAGCAGGCUGGAAUUUUCGUGUGUGUUGCUGCGAUCGCGCCUCUGUCGUGUGAUUGCUGCGAUCGAUCGUCGUUGGUGAGAAUCGAGAAUAUCACAAGAACCGCGGAAUCGCAGCAGCAGCUGACUGUCUGACUGACUGACUGCUGAAGCACGGCACGGCACGGGGUGGCGUGCGGCGUCGCGACAGAGACGAAAAUGGCAACAACGAUAAAUGACCCUGGACCCGUUGCCAGCAGAAUGAUCAGCAUCGGCAACGCUACUACUAGUGCCGUUGGUAGUGGUGGUAGUAGUAGCAAUCGAAGCGAAGGCGGUAGUAGAUUCAGCCGGUCAGCCAAUGCCAAAUGGCACCUGUUCCUGUCCGGGGCGCUGGCCGCGUUGGUCGCGUGCCUUUUGGCCCCGCCGGUGCAGGGAUUCAACGUGGACACCGUGAACUACGUCCUGCACGAAGGGACGCCCAAUUCGAUGUUCGGGUUCAGCGUGGUUUUGCACCAGGAGCAGCAACGAAGCUGGGUCAUAAUCGGCGCACCCACGGCCGAUACUUCGGCCUACCAGGAGGGCGUCGUCAACGGAGGCGCUGUCUACCGGUGUGACAUCUCCGAUGACAACCGCUGCAAUCUGAUUCCGUUUGAUUCCAAAGGAAACUCGUUCAACGACAAACACGAACAGGUUGACACCAAAUCGAACCAAUGGUUCGGCGCAACGGUGGCCAGUGCCGGCGUGGACGGACCUCUGGUGGCCUGUGCCCCGCGGUAUGUGUUUCAUCAGUUGCAGCCCCGGAAGGUGGAACGAGUGGAACCGGUGGGAACGUGCUACAUCGCCCGGAACAAUAUGCAGCAGUUUGACGAAUAUUCGCCUUGCCGGACAAUGUACUGGGGUUAUCAUCGGCAAGGAUCAUGUCAAGCGGGCUUCAGUGCCUCACUGACUAAGACUGGCGAUCGAGUGUUCGUGGGUGCCCCCGGAAGCUACUACUGGCAAGGACAAGUGUAUUCCAUUAAUACCGACGCUGUGUUCCCCUAUAAACCCCCGCGAUAUGGUCAGUUUGGCGAAGGAGGUCAGAUCUACUCGUUCAGUUUGAACAACCCACGGGACAAGGUCUACUCGACGGGCGAGAGUACGUCCUCGGAAGACGAUUCCUACCUGGGAUAUUCGUCGGCCACCGGGGACUUCAACGGAGAUGGUACGAUGGGCGUAGCGGUGGGAAUGCCUCGCGGCGGAGGACUUCUCGGUAAGGUGCUGAUCUUCUCGUGGAACAUGACCAACCAGCAGAACAUCACCGGCGAACAGAUCGGGGCGUACUUUGGGUACGCGAUCGCCGUCGUUGACGUGGACGGAGACAAGCUGGACGAUCUGAUUGUGGGGGCCCCGAUGUAUACGGAGCCGAACAACGAGGGCAAGUACGAGACGGGUAGGGUCUACAUCAUCUACCAGGACAAGAUCAACAAGUUCCAGGAGGUGGAGACCCGGGAUGGGGUGAAUUCGAAGGCGAGGUUCGGGCUGUCGGUAUGCUCGCUGGGUGACAUCAACUUGGACGGUUACGGGGAUUUUGCGGUGGGAGCACCUUACGAUGGUCCACAUGGUCGGGGAGCUGUUUACGUGUACCACGGGUCCUCUAAUGGUCCACUGGCGAAGCCUUCGCAGGUGAUCAUGGCAGAGGACAUCUCCGGAGCAUCCAGGAUAUCCACGUUCGGGUUCUCGGUAGCUGGAGGCAUCGAUCUGGACGGGAAUCAGUAUCCGGACAUGGUUGUGGGAGCGUACGAUUCCGACAAGGCCUUGGUGUUCAAGUCUCGUCCAGUGGCGGUGAUGGAGGCCAGUGCGCUGUUUGAAACUGAGAAUAAGCUGAUCUCUCUGGAGGAUCGCAACUGUACGCUUCGCGAUCGAAAGCAGGUCCCUUGCACUGUGGUCAACUCCUGCAUGAAGUAUAACGGCAUCAACGUGCCUCCGACCUUGGAUAUUGAGGUGUCCUGGGUGUUGGACUCCAAGAAGUCUCGCAAUCCUCGCAUGUUCUUCUUGAACGAGGAAGGCCGUAACAUUCGCAACCAGUCGAUCAGAUUGUACCGUGGAAAGCUGGAAUGUAAAAGCGAACGGGUCUACAUCGAGGAGAAUAUCCGAGAUAAGAUUACUCCCCUAGAGGUGGAAAUGAAGUAUAACCUUCGUCAGAGUAGCUACAGUCAACAGAGACGGCGUCGAGCUACUGUUGAGCCGGUUCUGGACCAGAACAAGGGAACCGUCCAGAAAGACUCGAUCAACAUUCAGAAGAACUGUGGUCCGGAUAAUGUCUGUAUACCGGACCUUCGCCUGCAAGUCAGCAUGGUCGACGAGUACCUGCUGGGAUCUGGAAAACAUCUAGGUAUUGACGUUCUUAUAUCGAACUUUGGCGAGGACGCCUUUGAAGCAGGUUUCUACAUGACCAUUCCCUCGGAAUUGAAUUUCCGUCGCGUUGAGAAGGUCGGUGAGAUCAAGGACACGCCCGUUCUCUGUACAACUCCUCCCGGAGCCACCAAUGGCACUUUAAAGUGCGACAUCGGAAAUCCUCUAUCCAGCGGUAAGGUCGUCAACUUCAAGGUUCUCCUCUCGCCGUCCAUCAAGGUCGGCAUGGCCCCGAGCUACGAUUUCUACAUGGAAGCCAACUCCACCAAUCCCGAAGUCGACGGAACCCACGAAGACAACAUCUUCCAGAAGAGUGUAGGAAUCACCAUCAAAACGGACCUCUCGAUCUCCGGAGUUUCCCUUCCGGAAGAGUUCAUCUACAACUACACCGAGUACCGUACGCUCGAGGAAGCUGAAACCGAGCACCAUCUAGGUCCGCAGGUGGUUCACAUCUACGAAAUCCGUAACGAAGGUCCGUCGACUAUCGAUGAGGCGGAGUUCUACCUGCUGUGGCCGUACGAAUCCAACGAAGGCGAUGCGUUGAUGUACUUGCUGGUUCCUCCGGAAACUAGCGGUAACAUCAAGUGUCAGCCGAGCAGCUACAUUAACCCGCGGGACUUGGCUAUCGAGAAUCCACGGAAGAGUUACCUGGAGAAGGUCGGUGCUUCCGCUAGUCAUCACGAGUCGGCAUCCAGGACGGAAUACCGCGCGUCUGGGGCUAGCGGAGGUGGAGUCGCUGGAUCCGGCUCAGGGUAUCGUACAAGCUCCAGUUCUAGUUCAAGCUCUAGUUCCGGGUCGAGCUCCAGUUCUUCGUCGUCUUCGCGAGGCGGAGCAGUCGCCGGUGCAAGCGGUCAUCGAGAGGUGGUCCUUACCGACACGGAGAGGCGUCGGUUGGACGACGAAGAAAAUCAGGAAUCGACUGGAGAUGCUUCGUAUGUUCACCGGCAGCGAGCGGAGAGUGCCUCGGCUCAAGCACACUCGCAGUAUGCCGGAGCGGCCCAAUCGGGCGCCAGUGGACACCAUUUCGGCAGUCAGGGAAGCGGUGCAGGAUCUUCCCGCGAGUACUCGUAUUCAAGCAGUUGGAAUUCAUCCAGCGUUAAUGGAGGCCCUGCGGUGACCUACACGGCAAGUCGCAAUCGGACGGUGUACCGUGGACCGGAUGGCCGCGUCCAGGUCUCGGAGAGCAGUACCGAACACUACGGAAAGUCGGUGGCCGCCUUCGCAGGCAUUGGAGCCGGAGCUGCCGUUGAUGGACAAGUGCUGCACAAAGAGGACUUCAGCGAUCUCUACCGGCAGGAGGAGUCCAGUAGAACUGCUGCUUCGUCUGCUUCGUCCGGAAGUGGCUCGUAUCGAACCGGAUCUGGAGGAUACCGGCAGAGUGCAAACAUUGACGCAGCAAGAUCCGGUUCAUCGUCAGCGCAUGGCAGUGGCUCGUCUUCUUACGUCAGCGAAUCAUCCUCGCACGGAAGCUCAGCAUCUUCCGGAUACGGAAGAGGUAUCUACAAAAGCGAAUCGGCCCGUACCGAAGACGUUAGUCAGGACAUUUCCAGCCUUAGUUCGCGAACUCAUGCAGCUGGUCAUGGAGCAGGUGAAUCAAGCGUUGCGGGCGCUUCUACCAGCGGUCGCCGGCGCAUGCACAGCCAACAGGACGGCGAACCUGCUCGGCCCGACUUGGUAACUGGCAUUUCAACGAUCGAACGAAUCGCUCAGGGUCGUGGAGGUUACCAGACGGCUACGCUGGACUUGGGGACGCUGAAUCGUCAGAACGUUGACGAGGAGGUUCGAAGGGCCGGCAGUGGAAGGAUUUCCGGGUCCAGUGGAGCAGGCUAUGAGUCGCACAGCGGAUCAGGACACUACGGUUACCAACAGGGAGGUUCCAUGUCAUCUUCGGCGACGGGAGGUUCCUCAUCGUCUUCGGCAACCGGAGGUUCUUCGUCGUCUUCGGCGACGGGAGCUUCUUCCUCAUCGUCAUCGAGUCGAACAUACUCCAGUUCUUCGCACAGCUCCUCCGGAUCAAGCCACCAUAGUCAGCAAAGCGGAGGAAGCCAGCACGGUCAAGUAUACACGCACGGUCAGCAGAACGCCGCAUAUGGCGAAAACGGCGACGACUACGAGGACGAGUACGACGAGUACUACGAACACAACACUCAGAAGACCUACGAUUCUAACUAUCGCCUCCACUCGAGUGGUCACCUGAACCAGGGUCACGACAGCGUAGACCAGAAGUUCAAGCACUACCAGCACUUUGACCAUCGCCAGCGGCGGCAGGUCGUCGACGACAACGACCAAGCCCUCAACGAUGCCCUCCAGUGUCGGGCCACGCGGUGUGCCAUCAUCCGGUGUAUGGCUGGCCCGAUCGGAGACAAGGACGUGGCCUUCAUAGCGUUACGAUCGCGGGUAGUGGCGCACACCUUGCACAAGAUCUCUUCCGGUACGGCGAUCAAUUUCUCCACGAUGACGGUGGCCCGCGUUACCCGGUUACCGUACAUCGGGCGGCCGAAGGAGAUGCCCCUGAAGACGCACGAGAUCCAGGUGGUGGCCACUCCGGAACCGACGCCCAAACCGGACGUCGUGCCGCUGUGGAUCGUGGUCUUGGCGGCCUGCGCCGGUACGGUGAUCCUACUGUUGCUGAUCUACCUGCUGUCGAAGUGUGGUUUCUUCAACCGAAACCGACCGUCCGACUCGCAGGAACGACAGCCCCUAAAUCGCAACGGCAACUACCAUGGCGACGAGCACCUAUAGGCAGCACCUUCAUAGGAGUCAAGUUGUUUUCUUUUGGAAUGACAAGCAGAAGUAUAUAGUUAAGUAACGGCAAGCAGUUAAUCAAACGCUUUGAUGUUAACGCAACGACAGCAAUACAUACUAUGGAAAGUGAGAGAGGCAUCAUACUGUAGAACAGUAACGGGCUGCCUCGCUUCUCUGGGACAACACAUGAGAUUAGCAGCGUGGUGCAGUGUUGCCAGAACUGGAGGAGAUCCUCCCCUAACGUCGAGCGAUAACGAAACCCGCUUCAACCGAGGCGUGAAGGUAGCUUAUUUUCUGUAUUGUUUUAACUUCGACCAGUUGGUCAACGAAGUCUCCUGCCAUUAAGAAGAGUACAGAGACAGAGAGUAUAGCGCGUGUUUAGUAGCAAUAUGUAGAUCAAAGGUAUUUAAUUUUCGAUUUGUUUUCGCUGGAAAACAGGUAAAUGGCGAGUGACACGUGAAAGACCCUAGUUGAUCCGUUGAUCUUUAUCUUUGACAAGAGCUGUCAAAUGCCAUUUUCAUUUUCUUUUGGCAGUGUUGCCAAAAUUACAAUCAGUGAAUCCACUCUGGUCUUUGAUCUGAACACUCGACCGUCGCAGCCGUAUUAUUUCUUAAGGUGUAAAACUAACUAGUCAAUUUGAUUGAUUUAUCCUUUUAUUUUUUAACUCACCGUUUGUAUUUGUCCCCUCUGACUGUAGAGUUUAGAGAAAGUAAUACGAUUAAUCUCAAUUUACAUAUUUAAUGUUAGUGCAAUGAAAGCAAGAGAAAAGCAAAAUGACAAACCACGGUCGAUCGAAUCGCAAGCGCCAAACUGAGCAAUACACUAUACUUACAUUUAUGUUAAAUCGAAUCUUUCAAGUCUACUAAAAUUGAAACUUUUCUGUUUUCCUUACACGUCUUGGUAAGAGCGAUCUGCGUAGCCCGGAUUUUUUUCCUUCACAACGAUUUUCCGCCAUUUUGGAAUCUCGUAGUUGUGAGAGAAAAGUUUUUCCGGAUCACUUGGAUCGGUGUUACUGGACGUAUGUGCGUGCGUAAACAAAGUAGGCGUCACUCUUCCGAUGCCACAACACAAUUUCUAGGUAAGGUUGUUACCUAGGUGCAGUCGGAAACCCCUCCCUGCACCACGGUAGUUAUUUAUUGUGUAGAAUUAAUACCGUUAGGAGUAUCGAGAACAAUCUGUAUUUUCUCGAUAAGUGACAGCAAGUGCCUAAAAAUUUUGGUGAAGUUGACGAAAGGUUUCAAAAGGUCGAACUGAAUUUCGGUGCCAUGGUAACACGAUAAAGUUGUUGAAACUGUUACGAAUUUGAAGAGGAAACCGCUCGAACCGAUUCGACAAGAUGUGUACAAUAAUGACCCGACUGUGUGUAAAUUAUUUACUUAACAUAGAGGAAACCAUAUUUUUAGACGGAAAGUAUUUCGGACGAGCCAUUUUUUUUUUCUUUCCGCGAUCCUAGUUAUUAAGUUUCGCUUCAGAGAAUCUCCCUCCUUAUUGCCUCAUUGUUUUUGUUUCCUCCUGCUGUGUGUAACCCCCCUCCAUAAUCGAUCUUCGUCGUUGAAUGUGUAAAUAUUAAUUAUAACUAUUUUUUUAUUUCAAUUUGUGAAAGCGAACAAAAUCCGAAUGAAUGAACGAAAAUAUAAAUCAAUAACACCCGUA
Molecule: messenger RNA, 7327 nt
Organism: Aedes albopictus (Asian tiger mosquito)
Lineage: Eukaryota; Metazoa; Arthropoda; Insecta; Diptera; Culicidae
Gene: if
Product: integrin alpha-PS2
Exons: 12
Coding region: 758-5671 (1637 amino acids)
Biological process (GO): integrin-mediated signaling pathway; cell adhesion mediated by integrin; cell-matrix adhesion
Cellular component (GO): integrin complex; external side of plasma membrane
Molecular function (GO): integrin binding
Source: RefSeq, a predicted model, not a curated record